AUGUCGUCCAUUGACGAACCGGUCAUUGCGCCUGCUUCCGCCGAGGUUCCUAUGGAGGUCGACGAGAAUGAGCCUCCUGCCACUCCGGUAGACCCCACCGUCCUCUCUGGAGGUGAGGAGGUGGUCAAGUCUAGCCCCGAGCUUGUCAAGGAAGCUUCCAAGGCCUCCCCGGCCAAGGUUAGCCCUGGCGCGCCUGGUGUAGUGAAGCGUACUACGUCCGGAACUGCUGUUACCAAGCGGCCCACGUCGUCAUCCGCAUCGAAGCCUACCACAGGUACUACUCGUACGAGCACCAGCAGCACCCUCAACAAGCCGCCUACCCGCCCUGUGCCCACGACAGCCACUCGGAAGCCGUUGAGUAGCUCUACAACCUCGUCCCACCGGCCCCGAAUGUCCGUCAGUAGCUCCGCAGAUGAGAAGCCUCGGUCCGUGGCGAGUUCUGGAGAUGAGAAGCGUGGCAUUUCUGGCACGGCGAAGCGCAUGUCUAUGGCCGGUACUACAACCACCCGGGCCCCUCUGAGACCAACUUCGUCUUCUAUCGACCGUCGAUCAAGUGUCGCUGGUCCCACUGCGGAGAGGAAGCCUGCCACUACAACUUCACGCACCGCGACUUCCACGAGCAAGCCAGUUGGUCGACUGACUUCUGCUACCACCCCUGCAGCCCGUACUACUCCAUCGACAUCGACCACUCGCCCGGCUACCGCUCGCCCCACUUCUACGACUAGCACCGUCAGAUCUGCGACUGGCGCAGACCCCAAGAGGCGAUUGAGCACAGUUCCUGGUUCCUCAACUGCUCGUGCUGGUGAGUCUGAGAAGCUGCAAGCCCUUCAGACGAAGCUGUCCGAGAGUGAGGAGACUGUGGCUAGUCUAAAGACUGAGCUGGAGACUGUUAAUGAGAAGCUCAGCCAGCUCUCCAUCUCGGCUGAAGCACCAUCGGGCGAUGCAAGUGCUACUGAGGCUACUCGGGCGGAGCAGCACACCCUAGAGAUAGAAAGGUUGACUUCGGCUCACAUGGAGGAACUCCAGGCCCUGAAAGAUCGAUUGGAGGAAGCGGAAACCCAGCGCAAGGAGCUGGAAGAGAGCUCCCAAAAGGAACUGGAGGAGGCCAGGCAAUCUGCCUCCGCACAGGGCGAUGAGAAGACAGUUUCCCUUCUCGAUGAGCUCAAGGAAACCCACAAGAUUCAGCUUGAGGCCAUCGAACAAGAAUUGGUAGCUCACAAGGCUUCCGCUGCUCAUUUUGGAGAGCAAAUCAAUGCUUUGAAUAACGAGCUUGAGCUCCAGAAGUCCGCCCUCGAGGAAGAGAAGGCUCGUGCCCUUGAACAUCUCGAACGUGACAAGCGUUAUGACCUAGUGAUGGAGAAACUGAACACAGAGAUUGUCGAAUUGAGAACACUCAAGGAGAAGGAGGUCCGUGCCGCCGAGCAAAAUGCCGAGGAGAAGGUUUCUGCGCUUCAGGAGCAGGUGACGUCUCUCGAGGAGAAGCUCGCUGCAGCCGAGUCUGCGACCAAGGAAAAUCCUGGGCAGACAUCUUCGAUCGCUGAAAAGGACCAAGAGAUCAUCGGCCUACAGCAGGCUCUCGAAAAGGUUCAUGCGGAACUCCAGGAAGCCCGUGGAAGCGCAGUCUCCGAAUUGGACUCCAAGAUCGAGGAGCUCGGAUCUGCCCACCAGGCCGCCAUUGCUCAGCUCAAGAUUGAGCAUGACGCUGCUAUCAGCUCUCUUUCAGCAGCCCACGCAGAGAAGCUCACUCUUGCCGAGGCGACCGCUGAAUCGAGCGGCACGGAACACACUAACCAACUCCAGGAGCUCCGUGAUGCUCUCGAAAUCUCAAGAGCCACUGCCAAGAAGGACCAAGAGGAUGCCAUUGCCGAGCUGAAGAUUGCUCACGACGUGGAGUUGAAGUCCCUCCAAGAAAAGCUUGAGGCUUCGGAGACGACUGCCAAGAAGGGCCAAGAGGAUUCCAUCAACGAGCUGAAGAUUGCUCACGACGUGGAGUUGAAGUCCCUCCAAGAGAAGCUUGAGGCUUCGGAGAUCACUGCCCAGAAGGGCCAAAAGGAUGCCAUCAACGAGCUGAAGAUUGCUCACGACAUGGAAUUGAAGUCCCUCCAAGAGAAGCUUGAGGCUUCGGAAACUGCUCUCAACGAAAGCCGCCGUGCCCUAGAUGAAGGCAACGCUUCUGCCCAAGACGUUGCUGUUCAGGAAAUCGACGCCCUUCGACACAAGUGUGAGUCACUUGAGUCGCAAUUGACCACCGGCACUGGCAAGAUCAACGCCCUUCUUGAAGAGAUGCAAAGCAAACAAGCUGAAGCUGAGGCAAUUCAUCGCACUCUCUUGGAUUGUGAAGAUCACGCUAAGAAGGAAAGCGCCCAGAAGGAUAACAAAAUGAGGGCUCUCGAGGAAAAGGCCGCCGAGGCUAUAUUCCUUCUCGACCAGCACACUGCGCAGGCCGCCGAUGUGUCGGAGCAGCACCAAAAGGCACUAGAUGGCUUGAACUCCACCCACGCCACACGCGUGCAAUCCAUCGAGAGUGAAUUGAAGGCAGCACUUGACGACCACGCUGGCGAGAUUGAUUCUCACACCGAUGAGUACACUAAGCUUCAGAAGCAAUUCGAGGAGACCAAGGCCGAGUUGCAAGCUGAGCUUGCUAAGUUGCAGAUUUCUCACCAGGACGAUGCCGAGGCUCAUGCAAAGCAAAUUGCUGAGUUGCAAGUUGCCUUUGAAGAAACCAAAGUCAAGCUGCAGGCUGAACUCGAGGCCGCCCAGACCUCCAAGGCUGCUUCAGCGGAGUCUGAUGCCGAACACGGCAAAGCAAUCGAGCAGCUUCUCACCAUGCAUGAGUCCAAGCUCUCUAGUCUCCGGAAGGAACUUGAGAGUUCCAACGAGUCCAAAAUCGAGGAGCUCCAACGGGCUCAUGACGCAGCCCUGGCUAAUGCCAAUGAGAAGCUCGAUCGGGCUACGGCAAUUGUUCAGGAUACCUCCGCUUUGGACAGUUUGAAGGCCACAAUUGCGGAUCUUGAGAGCAAGCUUGCUGACUCCGAGAAGGCCCGCAUUACCGUCCAGGAGUCCGCUACAUCUGCCGAGAGUCGGUACGCGGCUCUCAACAAGGAGUACCAGGCGACCAUCGCUCAAGUCACUGAACUGCAGCAGUCUGCUCUUGACUCGACCAGCCAGAAGUCACACCUUGAGCAUAUCAUGAAGCAGCUUUCUGAAUCUCGCGACCAGCUUCUCAAGGCCAAGGCCGACAACGCCGCCAUUUCGGACGCUCUCGUUGAUUGUAAGACUCAGAACAAGACUUUGACAGAGAAGGUGGAAGCCGACGAGCGUGACCUGAACAACCAGAUCGACAAGAACAUGAGUCUUCUCGAAAAACUUGGCGCCGUUGACUCCGAUAUCUCUGCCAGCCGACGCCGAGUCCGUGAGCUCGAAACAGAGCUUGCUGUCCUCAAGGCGGACAGUGGAGAUAAGAGCAGCAGCUCGGGUUUGGGCGCCAGCCGUUGGGCGACAGCCGACGAGGGUAGCGAGAAUGCUGAAGAUGGGGGUCAAGCCACAACGGAAGGUGAGGACCUAGGCCCAUCCAUUGAGGGAACGAUGGCAAGCAUCCAGGAACAGCUUAAGCACGUCCGAAUGGCCCACGAUGAUUGGUAUAGCGACCAUGGCAGAAUAAUUGGCGAGCUGGCCAACCUAUCUCAGCAAGCCAGCCCCGCUCGCAGCCUCUCGACGACCCCUCUCUCGGAAGUACCAACAUCAGCCAAGGAGCCAGAACCUACCCGGACCCGCGCAGCAACAGUCUCGUUCUUCGGCAAAGGCUGA
Penicillium soppii is the source of this 3807-nucleotide messenger RNA. RefSeq names its product M protein repeat protein. Bases 1 to 3807 code for a protein of 1268 amino acids. Gene Ontology annotation, cellular component: Golgi apparatus. Gene Ontology annotation, biological process: Golgi vesicle transport. The record is from RefSeq and is a predicted model, not a curated record. The transcript is spliced from 3 exons. Gene Ontology annotation, molecular function: small GTPase binding. Lineage: Eukaryota; Fungi; Ascomycota; Eurotiomycetes; Eurotiales; Aspergillaceae.